GGAAAAAAGAGUUUCUGCCUAAAAGAUUAGGGUUUUGCUGCAAUUGAAGAUUGUGGGCAUUUGACUCCAUCAAACACUACAUCGGAGCAUUGCACUGUAUCGAUUAUCGGCAUUGUCCUCGCCGUUGUAUCUCGUUCAACCCCAUGCCUAUAAAGUGGAUUUUGCACUGGCAGCCCAAUGCGGGACACACCGUGAACAGUCAGAUACUGGCUGAAGUUUCGCAGUGUGUUGAGAGCAUCAAUGGUGUCAAGGAAGGAAAAUGGAAAGCCACACUCAGCUUCUACAGACCCGUUCUCAAAGAACAAGCGAAUCCAUCAGAAUUCCCACGUGACUUUCUGGGAAUAUCACUACCAGAACAACCAAACAAAUACUACCUUGUUUUAAGAGGACAAAGAUUAGUUCUUGAAGCAGAUUCCACCAUCCAGACUAUAAUGGAAAAGCUCCAGUCUUACAAAACUAGAGUAGCACUCAAUUUUGAGGGAUUUCAAUAUCAACUUGGUGAUUUCCAAUUGAGGGUGGGUAAAGUCGUUUCCAUUCAAUCAGAAAGUUUAAGGGGAAUUGUCAUGGAGAUGGAAUAUCGGCCAAUUUCUUCAUGGGAAAAGUCUCACAAAAUCAUGGGUGAGUUUUUUGACAUAUGGCAAGAAGCUCUAUCAAAAAGAUCAUUAGCAGGUCAUUUUGUCCACAUGGAACCAAACUUUGGGGAGUUUGGCUUAUCUGGACAAUACACCUUGCAACACACAGCUGUUCAAUAUGCAACAAUCAUGCUUCAGAUGAUAGCAACUGCUCAAUCAGUUAGAAACUAAUGUUUUCACUAAUUGAAGAUAGCCAUUCUCCUCCAAUUUCUGGGAUAGAAGAAAAAUAAUCCAGAAUUUCCUUGGAAACAUCUGGAGAAGUAGUAAUAGUUGAAGAACCUGAUAACAUAUCAUCUGCUUUCACCAUUUGAUCAUUUAGAUUAAAGGAAUCUGUGAAAUCCAUGUUGAAAACAUUCGAUAAAGAACAACUACCACCUUCAUUCACAUCAAGAUUGAAACUUGAUGGAUGAAUAAUAUUGUUAUUCUCUUCAUGGUAGAAGAAUGGAAACAUUGAUUCUGUUGUCUUCAUCUCAUUCACACUCACACAUUCCUUUUCUUUCCUUUUAACAUUUUCUUGAGAAUUAGAAACAGAAUUAUCAUGAUGAUUCUGAUUAUAAUGAUGAAGAUCAUGAACUUUUUUAGCAAGAGUGGUGUUCCAGUAGUUCUUUAUUUCAUUGUCUGUUCUCCCUGGAAGCCUCCCUGCAAUAAGUGACCAUCUACACACACAUACCAGAUAACCAAAACAAGUAACAUCAAAACAUUUUCAUGGUACAACUCAUAAUGCAUAAUGUACACCCCCACCUGUUUCCCAAUAGUUUAUGAAGCCUGAUAAUAAGAUCUUCUUCAUCACAAGAAAUGUUUCCUCUCUUUAUGUCUGGUUUCAAGUAGUUCAGCCAUCUCAACCUGCAACUCUUUCCACACCUCUUUAAACCUGCAAAACAUUACAC
Molecule: messenger RNA, 1519 nt
Organism: Lactuca virosa
Lineage: Eukaryota; Viridiplantae; Streptophyta; Magnoliopsida; Asterales; Asteraceae
Source: the annotation of a GenBank genome assembly